Messenger RNA from Thlaspi arvense, 1457 nucleotides. NCBI's taxonomy places the organism in Eukaryota, Viridiplantae, Streptophyta, Magnoliopsida, Brassicales, Brassicaceae. The record is from the annotation of a GenBank genome assembly.
AUGAAUGUGUCCAUUACUUUGUGUCUUUGCAUUCUUUUCGCGUUUGUUUCUUCCGAUAGUCCAGAAGCAAUGAGAGAUCUCGUGACAAACUUUCCUGGUCAGCCAAAAGUGAGCUUCAGGCAUUACUCCGGUUACAUCACGGUCAGUGAAACCAAUGGGAGGGCUUUGUUUUAUUGGUUCUUCGAGGCCAUGGCUCAACCGAACGUGAAUCCCUUGGUACUCUGGCUUAAUGGAGGUCCUGGAUGUUCUUCUAUUGGAUACGGAGCAACACAAGAGAUUGGUCCAUUUCUCGUGGAUAACAAAGGAAACAGUAUUAAGUUUAAUCCCUACGCAUGGAACAAAGAGGCCAACAUUCUGUUUCUUGAAUCUCCGGCUGGUGUUGGGUUUUCGUAUUCGAACACAAGUACGAGAGACACAUACGCUUUUCUCCAAAAGUGGUUCCAGAUAUUCCCAGCUUACAAAGAAAACAAAUUCUUUAUCGCAGGAGAGAGCUAUGCAGGAAAGUUCGUACCGGAGCUUGCAGAGAUUAUUUAUGACAAGAACAAGGAACCCAAGGGCAACUUGUCACUUAACAUUAAUCUGAAGGGCAUUUUGCUUGGAAAUCCAUUGACAUCAUAUGCAGAAGAUUGGACAGGAUGGGUGGAUUAUGCAUGGAGCCACGCAGUGAUAUCGGACGAGACGUAUAGAUCCAUUAAAAGAAGUUGCAAUUUCAGUAGUAACACUACUUGGGAUGUUAAAGAAUGCAAAGAUGGGGUAGACGAAAUUCUCAAACAAUACAAAGAGAUAGAUCAAUUCAGCCUCUACACUCCUACAUGCAUCCACCACUCAUCAAAACUUGAUUCCUACGCCAGUUCCAAGACGAUACCGAGGCUUUUCGAUGGAUUUGACCCGUGUUUGGAUGAUUACGCGAAAGUAUUCUACAAUAGAGCUGAGGUUCAAAAGGCUCUUCACGCUUCUGAUGGUGUUCAUCUCAAGAACUGGACCAUUUGCAACACUGAUAUUCUUAGUAACUGGAACUCGACUGAUUCAAAGACAUCGGUUUUGCCUAUAUAUAAGAAACUCAUAGCAGGAGGAUUUAGAGUUUGGGUUUACAGCGGCGAUACUGACGGAAGAGUUCCCGUACUCUCAACAAGGUACUGGAUAAAUAAACUGGAAUUACCAAUCAAGACAACUUGGAGGCCAUGGUACCACCAGAAACAGGUAAGUGGAUGGUUUCAAGAGUACGAAGGUCUAACGUUUGCAACGUUCAAAGGAGCAGGACAUGAUGUGCCUACCUUCAAACCCAGUGAAUCCCUUGCGUUUUUCUCCGCCUUUCUCAAUGGAGUUCCUCCACCGUUGUCACGACAGAUUUAGAAGCAAUUUUACAUUAUUGAUGAAGAUUUACAAUAGAGAAGGGAAGUUUUAAAAAGAAAAUGGUCAUAAUAUAUACACACUUUAAGUUUAUAUGUUACCUUUUC